UAGAUGCUCUCAAGACGGCUUUAGAAGAAGGUGAAAAACGCUUGCGAGAAAUUACCCUCCUUCUACAAGAGUCUAUUCAGACGUCAGAAACAUUCAAUAAAACCUACGACGAUUUACUGAAAAUGUACAGUUUAAGGAUAGUUCCAAAUGAUAAUACGAUAGAUGAUAUGUGUGUUUGACAUCCACGUUUGGUCAUAGAAAGCACCACAGAUUGUCACAGAUAUUAUAACUGUUCUGGAGUUGCUCCUGACUUGGGCGGCGGAAUAGGCCAAAUGUUCAACUCCUGGACUGCAAAACAUCUGCAUGAGUGUCAUUAUCCGCUUUUGUUCUCCAAUGAAACACUUCGUUGUGAAAAUUACACCGAAGUAGUUUGUGGAGCACGUUAUGAACCAAAAUGGGCUUGUAGAUACUACAGACUGCAGUGUAAAAAAUCACACUGCAUACCUUGUGAGGUAUUCUACCCAAAAUGUGAAGAUAAAGACGACGGACUAUGGCCACAGCCCGAAUAUGAUGGACCUCGCUACAUGAUUUGUCAGAAUGGAAGAACCAUCGAAACAGGUACUUGUCCACGAGAUGAAACAUGGAGUGUUCAGUCCUUCCCCUACAAUGGUAAAUGUGUGCAUAUGUUUGCUAUACCUAAAGGAUACAAAGGUUUUGGCUAUCUUCCUUCUUGUAACGGAACAGCAGAUGGAAAUUAUCAGUAUCCUGAACGACCUUGUGACGCUUACUACAGAUGUGAUGGUGGAAUUGCUUCCGCUGUGAAAUGUCCCCAGAAUACGCUCUUUGACAUAUUAAGUAAGACUUGUAAAGUCGGAGGCACAUGUGCAUAGAGAUGAGU
Messenger RNA from Saccostrea echinata, 838 nucleotides. Its product is annotated as chitin-binding domain protein cbd-1-like. NCBI's taxonomy places the organism in Eukaryota, Metazoa, Mollusca, Bivalvia, Ostreida, Ostreidae. The record is from RefSeq and is a predicted model, not a curated record. The transcript has 3 exons. Gene Ontology annotation, cellular component: extracellular region. Gene Ontology annotation, molecular function: chitin binding. The coding region runs from base 273 to 830 and encodes 185 amino acids.